CAACCUGCGCAACAACCAGCUGACAGGCCUUGUACUGCAGCCCAUCCCAUCAUCAGUCACCGUCUACAACCUCGAUCUCAACUACUUCUCCUCUGGCUUCUCCUCCCCACCUGACUGCUCCCAAGGCUCCAUCUCCUUCCGCUUCAACUGCCUCGAAACCCCUGCUGACGGAUUCUCCUGCCCAACUCCAGCCACGCCUUCUGCUGCGGAUGCAGCGGUGCAGCGGCCAGAAGAGCUAUGUGGUGCCUUCUGCGGCGUGAGUGCUACUGAUCCCCCGUGCGACGGCCAUGGCGUGUGCUAUCUGGACGGCUCUAGCAGAGUGCCCACGUGUGACUGCGAGUUCGGGUUUGUCAACGGGGAGUUUCCUGGAAGCUGCAUCGCUGAAGGCAGUGAGGACCCAGUAAUCGUGCAGCCAACAGCAGCACAGACAUCAGUUAAGGGGGGGGCUGUAGUAGCAAACGACGACCGCAUCACGCUCACAGCCUCACAGCCCAACACGUGGGGUGCAGCGUUCCUCCAACUGCCCAUCCCACUCUUCUCCUUCUCCCUGAAAGCCGGUGCCUGCGGCCGCCCCUUGGCCUUCACCGUCUAUUUCUCCUUCUCCAUUCUCAAACCAGCCACCGCCAGCAGGGCAGCAAUGACAGCAGCAGGAGACGCAGGCGACGGAUUUGCGUUUGUGAUUGCAGCCACUGACGCUGCUACGGGUGGUAGUAGUGGCAGCAGCGAUGGCAGUGGUGGGGGCGGCAGCUUGGGGUAUGCAGGCAUGGAUGAGCGCAGCAUUGCAGUGGAGUUUGAUACUGCUAAGAGCACCGAUGCCAACGACCCAGACAACAACCACGUGGGAAUCAGUGUGAGGGGCAACACCUCUUCCAUCGCAACAGCCAAAGUGCCCUUCACUCUCAACGACGGCAGGCCAAAGCAUGCCUGGGUCGUCUUUGAACCCUCUCCUUCCUCCUCUGGCGGUGCUGCUAGUGGCAGCGCUACCUAUGGCAGCAGCAACAGCAGCGGGGGCGGCGCGGGGUGGCUGCGGGUGUUUCUGUCGGCCAAGGGGUCCCCUCGGCCGAGCAAGGCAGUGGUGGCGAUGCAGGUGUCGCUGUGCGAGUUCCUGCAGCCCAGUGCAGCCGAGGCAUCGUUCCUCAUGGGCUUCACUGCUUCCUCCUCUGACUCCCCACAGCUCCACUCCAUCCUCGAGUGGAACAUCACCACAGGUCUGUGCCGUUGCUCCCUGUUGCUCCCUGCUGCUCCCUGCCGCCCCCCUCCGUUAUCCUCUGCUCCCACGUGCUCGUUGCUGUUUCCUUCUGCUCCCUGCUUCCGGCCUCGCCCUGAUCCCUCCCAAAGCCAGCAGUUUGGGUUCCAGUUCAGCGAGGCAUCGCUGGCACCAGUGGGGGCGAAUCUGUUUUUCCGCUACGCCAGUGCGGGCGUGCAGGCAGUGCUGCCAGCAGGCGCAGCAGGAGCGGAAGGGGGAAACGGCAAGGAGGAGGAGGUGUGGGUUGUGAGCCAAGCGUUCUCCUGGACCGACCAGGGGCUUUCAUGGCCCGUCCAGAACCAGGGCGCCUGCGGCGAUUGCUGGGCGUACGCGGUGGUGGGCAGCAUAGAAAUGGCAUACGGCAUUCUCUCCAACCUCUCUGUCGUGCCGCACCUCUCCGUCUCCCAGCUACGCGACGCCCUCGGCUCCAAAUGCUCGCAGGGCAACUCGCCCUCCCAGGCCUUCCAGUACCUCGUCACUCUCAACGCCAAGAGCAAAGUGGGGCUCACGGAGGAUGGCGGGACCGGGGUGGUGGCCACACCCCUGGAACGGUGGGCAACUCUUGUUACAUUUUCUUUUUCUUUUUUUGUUGAAGCAGCCUAA
Molecule: messenger RNA, 1849 nt
Organism: Closterium sp. Naga37s-1
Lineage: Eukaryota; Viridiplantae; Streptophyta; Zygnematophyceae; Desmidiales; Closteriaceae
Source: the annotation of a GenBank genome assembly